Messenger RNA from Stomoxys calcitrans (stable fly), 939 nucleotides. Its product is annotated as brachyurin. NCBI's taxonomy places the organism in Eukaryota, Metazoa, Arthropoda, Insecta, Diptera, Muscidae. Bases 26 to 874 code for a protein of 282 amino acids. Gene Ontology annotation, molecular function: serine-type endopeptidase activity. Gene Ontology annotation, biological process: proteolysis. The transcript has a single exon. The record is from RefSeq and is a predicted model, not a curated record.
GUAGUCAAUUCAGUUCGCUUUGACAAUGAAGUCCUUUAUUGUAUUCAGUUUAUUCGUGGCCGUCGCAUGGGCUGGUGUCAUGCCCGCCAAGCGCCAAAACCUGCCAUUGUUGCCUCGCAUGCCCUUGGACAAAUUGGAGGGACGCAUCACCAAUGGUGAAUUGGCCAAGGCUGGUCAAUUUCCCUAUCAGGUCGGUUUGAGUUUGGUCUUCGGCAACCAGGGUGCCUGGUGCGGUGGUACUUUGAUUUCCGAUCGCUGGGUCUUGACCGCUGCUCAUUGUACCGAUGGCGCUGAUGGUGUUACCGUCUACUUGGGUGCCAUUGAUAUUAAGAACGAGAACGAAAAGGGUCAACAGCGUGUGUAUGUCUCCAAGGAAAACAUUGUGGUGCACGCCGAAUGGGAUUUUAACACCUUGAGCAACGACAUUUCCAUGAUCAAAUUGCCCGUAGCCGUUGAAUUCAACGAACGCAUUCAACCCGCUGCCUUGCCCAAGAAGAAUGGUCAGUAUGCCAACUAUGAAGGUGAGCUUGUCUGGGCUUCCGGCUGGGGCAGAGAUAGUGAUGCCGCUGCUGGUGUUACCCAAUUCUUGCGUUACAUCCAAGUUCCCGUUGUCAAGAAGAGCACUUGCAACAACUUCUUCUUUGGUUCCAUCACCGAUAAGCAAAUCUGCAUUAGCGGCAAAGAUGGCAAAUCCACCUGCAAUGGUGACUCUGGCGGUCCCCUGGUCCACAAGGAAGGUGGUGUCAACUAUGUCAUUGGUGCUACUUCCUUUGGCAUUGCCUUGGGUUGCGAAAAGGGCUGGCCCGGUGUAUUUACCCGUGUUACUGCCUACUUGGACUGGAUCGAGGAAGUUUCCGGUGUUGUCAACAACUAAUUUCCUAAAAUUUGCUACUAUCUCUUUGUUGUUGUAAUAAAGAUGAUAUUUUAAAUUUGCAUAUA